AUGACCUUAGCGAAGAUACCACAGAAUGAGCAAACAGUGAAAGCAGAAGAAAUCAAGGACAAGAUAAGAAUGACUGGUUCUGCAAGAAAAGCCAGUGAGGUGCAAAAAAAGAAAAGAGUUGCCCAAAGGCGGGCAAAACUUGUAAGAGAGCAAGAAGCAAGUGAAAGGGAAG
Messenger RNA from Paramuricea clavata, 172 nucleotides. The record is from the annotation of a GenBank genome assembly. NCBI's taxonomy places the organism in Eukaryota, Metazoa, Cnidaria, Anthozoa, Malacalcyonacea, Plexauridae.